UUUUUCUUCCGGGUUUUAGUGUUUUGACUUAAUGUUAUUAGAUUUUGCAUUUUUUAUUCUGUUCAUGUGGGACUUGGGUUGAUGAUCAUAUUCUGUUCUUAAAGUUUUUAGCUUUUUUGCCUUUUUAAAUAUGGAGUUUCUUUUCCUUGGUUUCCUAUGCCGAGAUUGAUGAUUGUGGUGAUAUCUUGUGUUUGCAUGUUAAUAUGGUUGUGGGGUUGGGGUUUAAUGGUCGAUGGAAUUGAAGGGUUCUGUAAUGCGCCUGUGUUUGUUUUGUUAACGAGGGGUUUUUUCGGCUACGAAAAGACUGAACCUUUGCACAAUGUGUGCAGAAAUCUUUGUCUUUUCGUAAAUUUUGAUCAAUCGUGUUAGUGUUUUUCUUGGUUGGUUUUGGUCUUUUGGUGUUUCUGUUAAAUUCAAGGAUUUUGGGCUCACAAAAUAUGGGGAAUAGGUGUCAGAUUAUGUGAUUGAGUGAUCAGUGAGUGAUAAUGGCGCUUGCUGGUUAAUGGCUUUUGAUUGACUUAAUUUUCGGUUGGUAGCUUAUGUAAAUUUUUUAGAUUUUAUUAUUUAGAAGAAAAAUUGAGCUAACAACUAGGGGUUCAUGUGCUGAUCAUGCAAUAAGUAAUCAUGAGUGAUUGUGAAGAUUCUGUUUAUCGAUAUUAUUUUAUUUUAAUUUCAUGGGUAGUUGAGCAUUUGGAGGGAAUAUGAUUUUCCUUUGGUAUGGAUGAUUAGUUGUCGUAUUUAUAUCUUUUGUGCCAACUGCCAUAUAUUCGAGCUGAUAAAGAAUGCAGAUUAUGUGGAUAUCAUUACUUAAUGACUGUUACAUUAAAUCUUCGUUGAUAGUAGAGGGUUGUUUGGUGAUAAGUUGUAAUGGACAUGCUCCUUAAAAUUCCAAGUAUGAGGGAUAUCACAAUUUGUGAUUGUGAUUCAUUCGCACAUGUCAAUGUUUGAAGUGGAGGCAUUAUGUGUUGAUUAGCUAGAACUAAGUACUCUUUCAGGAGUUCCAUUAUUCAUUCAAUCUAAAAUGCAAUAUGUACAAGAAAACAAAAGUAUGAGAUGUACUUUACAUGAAUCCCACGUAACGUCUCUAGUAUAAUGACAUCUGUUUGACACGUAGGUUUUAUUAAGUUGGACAUUUAUAAUUUCGCAAGUUAUUUUAUCACAUUUGCCUAUUGUUAACUGGUUGCCUUUUGGUUUUGUGGUUAUUCCACGUACUCAUCUCUUAAAGGCUAACAAGCUGGUAUUGUCAUGCGAUUGACUCUGAAGGCAAUUUUAUCAAUGAGCUUGACCAUAAAGUGGGGAAAGACGUGAAAUUAAUCUUCUUAUAUGGAAGCCUGCAAGAUAACUUCCAAUAUGGAUACAAAUAACUUCCAUGGUUCUUGAUAGUUGUGAAUAAAUUGAGAAGUUACCGAGUUAAAUGGAGGCUGAUUUGUUUGAGGAGCGGCAGCAACUGCCAUCUGCUUUACUAACUGCCAUAACUUUUGGGGUUUCAACUGAGGCAGAAAAAGAAAAGCUUUCAGUUCUAACUAUUGAUACAGUUAGUGAGGUCACUGAUUCAAAGUUGGGACUUCCAAAUCCAACUAAUCAAUGCUCUACUUGCGGAUCCAAAGAUUUAAAAUCCUGUGAAGGUCACUUUGGGGUUAUUAAAUUUCCAUUCACAAUACUGCAUCCUUAUUAUCUGUCUGAAGUUGUACGGAUUUUGAAUCAAGUUUGCCCAAAAUGUAAAUCUAUCCGGAAAGAGUCCAAGAAGAAAACUAAUUCAAAAUCUAAAGCAAAUGUGGCUGAGGGUUGCAAAUAUUGUGUCGGAAAUUCCAUAGGUUGGUAUCCAGCAAUGAAGUUCUCUGUUUCUUCUGAAGAAAUCUUCAGAAAAAAUGUAAUAAUUGCGAAAUUCAGUGAAAGGCCAACAAACAAGUCCCAAAAGAGAGGAUUCAAGAAGAAGUUGGCUGCUGACUAUUGGGAUAUUAUUCCAAAAGAUGAACAACAAGAAGAAAAUAUCACAAGGCCAAACCAAAGAGUACUAUCGCAUGCACAGGUUAUCCAUUUGUUGGAGAAUAUUGAUCCAAAUUUCAUAAGAAAGUUUGUAUUGAAGAGAGAUUCAAUUUUCCUUAACUGUUUCUCAGUAACACCCAAUUGUCAUCGUGUGACAGAAGUUACACAUGCAUUUUCCAAUGGCCAGCGAUUGGUCUUUGAUGACCGGACUAGGGCUUACAAAAAAAUGGUUGAUUUUAGAGGGAUAGCAAAAGAGUUGAGUUUUCGCGUCCUGGACUGCCUAAAAACUUCCAAGAUAAACCCGGAUAAGUCAGUAAAUAACGAUGAUUACAUGGCUCUUCAAAGGAAGAUGAAUGAUUCUUCCUCCAGUUCAUCUGGUUUGAGGUGGAUUAAAGAUGUUGUUCUUGGUAAACGGAAUGAUAAUUCAUUCCGUAUGGUGGUUGUUGGUGAUCCUAAUAUUAAGUUCAGUGAAAUUGGUAUUCCUUGUCCCAUCGCAGAGAGAUUGCAAAUUUCAGAACAUCUGACAACUUGGAAUUGGGAUAAGUUGAACACUUGUUGUGAAGUACGCCUUCUUGAGAAGGGUGAUAUGCAUGUUCGAAGGGAAGGUAAACUGGUUCGUGUCCGUCGUACUAAGGAACUCCGUAUAGGCGACAUCAUUUACAGGCCUCUUAAUGAUGGGGAUACUGUUUUGAUUAAUAGGCCUCCAUCCAUACACCAACACUCUCUCAUUGCUCUCUCUGUGAAGGUCCUUCCAGCAACAUCAGUUCUUGCAAUCAAUCCACUCAUUUGUGCCCCAUUUCGUGGAGAUUUUGAUGGUGAUUGCCUACAUGGAUAUGUUCCACAAUCAGUUGACACCAGAGUCGAGCUCCGCGAGCUUGUUGCUUUAGAUAAGCAGCUAAUAAAUGUGCAGAAUGGCAGGAACCUCCUUUCUUUUAGUCAAGAUAGUUUAGUUGCUGCACACUUGGUCAUGGAGGAUGGAGUUCUAUUAAGCCUCCAGCAAAUGCAGCAGCUGCAAAUGUUUUGUCCUCAUCAGUUGUUUUCUCCAGCUGUUAGGAAAGCUCCCUCCCUUAAUGGCUGUGCUUGGACUGGAAAGCAAUUGAUCAGCAUGCUCCUACCCAGAGGUUUUGAUCAUGAGUGUCCUUCAAGUGAUGUUUACAUUCGUGAUGGUGAGCUUAUAUCUUCUGAAGGAUCUUUCUGGCUACGUGACACUGAUGGUAACCUUUUCCAAAGCCUCAUCAAACAAUGCCAGGAUCAAGUCCUUGACUUUUUGUAUAUUGCUCAGGAAGUUCUUUGUGAGUGGUUGUCAAUGAGGGGUUUGAGUGUUUCACUUUCUGACUUGUACCUCUGCCCUGACUCAGACUCACGAGAAAACAUGAUGGAUGAGGUUUUAUUUGGAUUGCAAGAUGCAAAAGGCACCUGUAACAUGAAACAGUUCAUGGUGGACUCUUGUCGGGAUUUCCUUGCCAGUAUUGAUGAAGAUGAACAGUAUUCCGUAAACUUUGAUGUGGAGCACUUGUGUCAUGAGAAACAGAGAUCUGCUGCACUCAGUCAAGCUUCUGUUGAUGCCUUCAAGCAUGUGUUUCGCGAUAUUCAAACUUUAGGUUAUAAAUAUGCAAGUAAGGAUAAUGCACUGAUGGCCAUGUUUAAGUCUGGAAGCAAAGGUAAUCUGCUGAAAGUGGUCCAACAUAGCAUGUGCCUAGGUUUGCAACAUUCACUUGUUCCAUUAUCUUUUAGAAUGCCUCUCCAACUCUCUUGUGAUGCUUGGAAUAAGCAAAAGGCUGAAAAUGCAGUGGAAUGUGCCAGGAGUUAUAUACCAUCUGCUGUGGUUGAAGGUUGUUUUUUAACAGGCCUGAAUCCCCUUGAGUGUUUUGUUCAUUCAGUAACAAGUCGAGAAAGCUCUUUCAGUGAUAAUGCUGAUCUUCCUGGAACUUUAACUCGAAGACUUAUGUUCUUCAUGCGCGAUGUGCAUGCUGCAUAUGAUGGAUCUGUGAGAAGUGCAUAUGGGAAUCAGCUUAUUCAAUUCUCUUAUAAUAUUGAUGAGGGCAGGUCUGCGGAAACCUACGGCACUGCCAAGAUUGUUGAUAAUUAUGAUGGGAUGGCCGGCAAACCUGUGGGUUCAUUGGCCGCUUGUUCCAUCUCUGAAGCUGCAUACAGUGCUUUGGAUCAACCAAUCAGUCUACUUGAAAAAUCACCUUUGCUAAACCUAAAGAAUGUACUGGAAUGCGGGCUGAAAAAGAGUAAUGCCCACAAAUCAAUGUCGCUAUUUUUAUCUGAAAAACUUGGAAGACGGAGACAUGGAUUUGAGUAUGGAGCCUUAAAAGUUCAGGAUCAUCUGGAGAGACUUCUGUUUUCGGAUAUUGUUUCUGUUUCAAGGAUAAUUUUCUCUUCUCAGAGUGAGAGCAAGACGUGUUUCAGCCCUUGGGUUUGCCAUUUUCAUGUAUAUAAGGAAAUUAUGAAGAAGAGAAAUCUAAAUGUGGAUUCUAUAAUCAAUAUCCUUAACGGUCGGUGUAAAUCAAAUACCAAUCUGCCUAAUGUGCAAAUAUCAUGCAAGAGCUGUUCUAUAGCUGACAAUCACAGAGAAAAGGAAGAGACAUUAUGUAUAACUGUCACUAUAGUUGAAAGGUCUAAGAAUUCAUCAACCCGAUUGGCGACGAUUCAAGACCUCAUGAUUCCCUUCCUUCUUGAAACAGUUUUAAAAGGAUUAAUGGAGAUAAAUAAGGUGGAUAUUUUAUGGAAAGAUUGGCCAAGGAUAUCAAAAACACAUAACCAACCUUAUGGUGAGCUCUAUUUGCGAGUUUCUAUGUCAGCAGACUCUGAGAAAACAAGACUCUGGAACUUACUGAUGGAUUACUGUCUCCCAAUAAUGGAUAUGAUUGAUUGGACGUGUAGUCGUCCAGACAAUGUUCGAGAUUUCUCUCUGGCCUAUGGCAUAGAUGCAGGAUGGAAAUUUUUUCUCCAGAGAUUGGAAUCUGCAAUAUCUGAUGUUGGCAAGAGUGUGCUUCCUGAACAUAUGCUUCUUGUUGCAAAUUGCUUAUCAGUCACAGGCGAGUUUGUUGGCUUAAAUGCGAAAGGCUGGAAACGGCAGAGAGAAGAUGCAUCAGUCUCGUCGCCAUUUGUCCAAGCAUGCUUUUCCAGUCCUGGUAAUUGCUUUAUCAAAGCUGCUAAGGCUGGAGUUAAAGAUGAUCUUCAAGGAAGCUUGGAUGCUUUGGCAUGGGGAAAGGUUCCCUCUGUUGGGACUGGACAGUUUGAUAUUGUAUAUUCUGGCAAGGGUCAUGAGGUUUUGAAGCCUGUAGACGUCUAUGACCUUCUGGGUUGCCAAAUGAGUACUGAUGAGCAGAAUGCUGAGUUUGAAGUACCUUUCCUUCAGAACUAUAAAUCUGACAAAUGUGGAGGCCAGUUUUUGUGUAAAUCUGGUGAUCGUGUCCCUAAUAAAAUCUUAAAUACUUUAAGAACAAGAUUUUCUUACGAUGAUAUUAAUAGACUCUCCCAAGCACUGAGCAAAAUUUUGAACAAGUACUCUGUUGAUCAACAAUUAAAUGAGGCUGACAAGUGUACUUUGACCAUGGCUCUAUAUUUUCAUCCCCGAAAAGAGGAGAAAAUUGGAUCUGGAUUCAAAGACAUCAAGGUUGUAAAGCAUCCAGAAUAUCAAGAUUCACGCUGUUUUUCACUAGUGAGAUCAGAUGGGACAAUUGAGGACUUCUCAUAUCGCAAGUGUGUCUAUGGUGCUCUUGAGAUCAUUGCUCCCCACAAAGCCAGAAGGUAUCAUGAAAAAUAUUUACAAAGCCGUACACCAUAAUUGUGUAUGAUCAGAAGAUCAGACAGUAAGGUGCCUGCCAUUAGGAAUGGACAAUAACAUGUAAGAUUGCCGUAAUGGUCAUAUUGACUUCCCGGUGGAUGGACAACACAGUUGCCUUAACAGAUGAACUACUAACAUCAGCGGCAGCGCAUCAACUGAAUAUAGUUUUGAAGCUUUUAUACCGUUCAGAAAGCUGUACAUUUUCUAUACAAGUAGAUCAUGCAUGAGAGGAAAGCUAGAUAAACAGUAAGCCAUCUUUUUGUUGUCAAAUAACUGUUUUUUGACUGUAGCUCUUUCUUUCUCUUAAAGUUAGGGUAGUUCACUUCCCAAGCUUCUUUUUGCUCCUUUCACUAUAACUUUCUUUGCCUAUCAUUGUUAAACGGCAAAGAAGAUGUAGUGAAAGCAGCAAAGAGAAGCUUGUGUGAAGCCAUUCAUUUUCUUUCAUAAUGUAUUCAUAAAUAUAA
Ricinus communis (castor bean) is the source of this 6246-nucleotide messenger RNA. Its product is annotated as DNA-directed RNA polymerase IV subunit 1. Gene Ontology annotation, cellular component: RNA polymerase II, core complex. Bases 1415 to 5782 code for a protein of 1455 amino acids. Gene Ontology annotation, molecular function: DNA binding. NCBI's taxonomy places the organism in Eukaryota, Viridiplantae, Streptophyta, Magnoliopsida, Malpighiales, Euphorbiaceae. The record is from RefSeq and is a predicted model, not a curated record. Gene Ontology annotation, biological process: DNA-templated transcription. The transcript has 20 exons.